This is a messenger RNA of Theobroma cacao (cacao), 924 nucleotides long. It is a transcript of the gene NUDX1, whose product is annotated as nudix hydrolase 1. Gene Ontology annotation, biological process: dGTP catabolic process. Gene Ontology annotation, molecular function: 8-oxo-7,8-dihydrodeoxyguanosine triphosphate pyrophosphatase activity. NCBI's taxonomy places the organism in Eukaryota, Viridiplantae, Streptophyta, Magnoliopsida, Malvales, Malvaceae. Gene Ontology annotation, cellular component: cytosol. The record is from RefSeq and is a predicted model, not a curated record.
CCUUGCUGUCCAAUUGCAUUUUGCCACGCCAGAAAAUGUCACCUAUCUGGGGAAAGCGCGGUCUGCGGAGUAAAACGACGUCGUCCCUUCCUCCCCUUCGGCGUUAAGUUUAAAAUAUUUAAUAUCCCCCUAUAAAAGGCCGCUUUCACUUUCCGCCGCCAACGGUGGAAAUCGGAUUGGAGGAGAAGCAAACGGGACGCUUGGACCUGUUGAAUAGCAAAGAGAAUAUGCAAAACAGUGUCGUGAUGAUGGCGGAAACGAAGCCCGUACCACGAGUAGGGGUGGUAUUGUUCGUGUUAAAAGGAAACUCGGUCCUGUUGGGGCGCCGCCGCUCCUCCAUCGGUGACUCCACCUUCGCUCUCCCCGGCGGCCACCUCGAGUUUGGAGAGAGCUUUGAGGAGUGCGGUGCUAGAGAGCUGAAGGAGGAGACCGGGUUGGAAAUGGGUAAAGCAGACUUCUUAACAGUGACCAACAACCUCUUCCUGGAGGAACCCAAGCCCGCCCAUUACGUUACCAUCUUCCUGCGUGCAGUGUUGGCGGACCCUAAUCAAGUGCCACAAAACCUGGAGCCAAACAAGUGCCAUGGCUGGGAUUGGUAUGAUUGGGAUAAUCUUCCCCAGCCUUUGUUUUGGCCAUUGGAGAAGAUGGUACGAUCUGGCUUCAAUCCCUUUCCGUCGGAAUGCGUUUUAGGACUGGAUGGUCAAUGAGUCAUAUAAGGUGGACUUAUAAUAUAUAGUAUUGAAAUACCUACCCCCCAUACGAGUACGGUGAAGAACCCUGGUUAAGAUUUGAGUAGAUGUAUUCAAAGCUGAGUUGGCUUUUUCUGAGUUAGUUUUCAUGGAGCUUGGUGGCACUGUCAACAUAUCUACAUUGUACUCACCAAUAAUUGAUCAAAGUUAUUUUGGCUGAUUCCUGUUUCUCUUU